AUGACUCCUGCAAUGGUGAAUAUUCCAGCAACCAAAAACGUGCCUGGCCGUGCCUAUGUUACUUUCUUGGCCGGGGAUGGUGAAUAUGUGAAAGGGGUGGUGGCUUUGGCUAAGGGCUUGAGGAAGGUGAAUGCUGCGUACCCUCUUGUGGUGGCGGUUCUGGCCAACGUCCCUGCGGAGCACCGCUGCAUGCUGGUGAAUCAGGGUUGUAUCAUUCGUCAGAUUGAUGAAGUCCAUCCUCCUGUUAGUGACAAGGGCAGUCCCUAUAUCAGAUCCUACUUUGCACUCAAUUACUGUAAGCUACGUCUUUGGGAGUUUGUGGAGUACAAAAAAAUGAUAUACCUGGAUGCAGACAUUCAAGUGUUUGAUAACAUAGACCACCUCUUUGACUCGCCGGACGGUGGCUUCUACGGCGUUGUGGAUUGCUUGUGUGAGAUGGAUGGUCCGCCGUGCUCGCAGAAAGUCCAGUGGCCGGAGGAGCUGGGCCGUGAGCCACCGUUCUAUUUCAAUGGCGGCAUGUUUAUGUUCGAGCCUAGUAUUUCUACAUAUCAUGAUCUUUUGAACACUCUGAAAAUCACCCCGCCAUCCCCAUUUGCAGAGCAGGACUUUCUUAACAUGUUCUUUAGAGAUAUUUUAAGGCCAUUACCGCCGGUUUACAACCUACUGGUGGCAAUGCUGUGGCGCCACCCGGAGCUGGUCGAGAUGGAAAAGGUGAAAGCGGUACACUACUGUGUGGCAGGAUCGAAGCCGUGGAAGUACACUGGGAAAGAAGAGUACAUGGACAGAGAAGAUAUCAAAAUGCUAGUGAAAAAAUGGUGGGACAUUUACAACGACGAGACAUUGGAUUACAGGAGUGGCGGCACCAUCACUGGCCGUGGUGUAGCUGAUGGUAAAAAUUGGGCUACGCCUAUUCUGAGGCCGCUGCCGUUAGACCCGCCGCUUCAUUGGCGGCGCAGCUUGUUUACCGGACUUUUCCGGUUUUAA
This is a messenger RNA of Fraxinus pennsylvanica, 984 nucleotides long. The record is from the annotation of a GenBank genome assembly. NCBI's taxonomy places the organism in Eukaryota, Viridiplantae, Streptophyta, Magnoliopsida, Lamiales, Oleaceae.